UGACUCCAUAUUGCCAUAGUAAAUUCUGAAUAUUCAUAUAAUCCAUUGUGUUUAGAUACUUCUACACAAGCUUUAAUUUAAAAAUCUUUAUUUUCAACACAUUAAGCUAUAUUUUUGAUAAAGAAAUCAUUAAGAUCUUCUGAAAGAUUAAGACAAAAAAUCCCUAUUUCUUAAUUAUCUAAAUAUACAUAAAAAGAAUACUUGAAACUAUCAGUUUGUAUCUAAAAACAGGCUAAAAAUGGACUAUUUUUCUUUUUUUGGAAAUUGUUAAACAUACUCGAAAAGUCUUUAUUGAUUAAAUCAAAGUUGAUAUCUUCAUAUUAAAAAAUUUCAAAAUUUUCUUGAUAUUUUUCACUUAUUUCGCGAAAUUUCUGCUCUAUUUAGUCAUUAUUAUUUUCCAUUUCUGCAUAUAAAUGCUCUAAACUCAAUAGAAUGUAAAAAAUACGUUCUAUACUUCCGAAAUCGACUUCCAUUUCUUACUUUUCCUCAAAAACAAUAGGAAAAAUCAUCAAUAUAUAUUUACAAUAUCCUUCAUAUUAUUAAAUAAUUUCUCUAGAUUAAAUAUUUAAAACUACUGGAUAUACAUUAGCCUCUUCACAAGAGAAAAUAAAAGUAAAAAACUGAACAAAACUUUAUAAAUUUUCCUCUUUUUCUUCACUUAAGUCUUCAAAAUAAUAAAAAUUUAUCAUAUUUUAGCCUAAACAUACUUCUAAAAGUUAAAAUCCGAAUUCAUUUAGAUUUUAAAAAGGAUAAAAAAGUCUUACUUAAUUAUCUAUUUGGGGCUAUUUGGUUAUAUUGUAGUAAAAUUAGUGUAUAUUUUGCAUAAAGGAUUCUAUUUUUUAAUUUUGGUUUUCUUCUGAUUAUUCUUCUUCUUCAUUUUCAAAUUAAUAAAAAAGUUCUAGUAAAGCCUAUGAUUAUUCAAAAUCGAAAAAAAACAAGAAUUUAAUUAUAUAAAUUCCUCAUACAAUGUUACUAAAGAAUCAAAAUUAUCGAAUUUUUAGAAAUUUAUUUUAUUCUGACGAGAAAAACGGGUUGAUUUAAUAUAUUCAUUUGUUUUUUAUAUUAACUUUUCCUAUAAUUUUCUUUAUUCUUCUUCAUUUUCUUCAUUUUAGAAUUCAAUGUCUUAAAUUUCUUAUAAUUCUUCUUAUUUUUAUUCAAGAUGAUUAUUUUAUUAACUUUUCUUUUAUUCUUAAUUUAUAUUAUUAAUGUUAUUAUUAUCUUCUAGUAUUUCCUCUAUUUCUUCAAAAAAAUCGAAUUCUUUUGAAUAAUUUUAUUUUUAGGUAAAUUAUUAUUAUUAUUAU
Molecule: messenger RNA, 1301 nt
Organism: Ichthyophthirius multifiliis
Lineage: Eukaryota; Ciliophora; Oligohymenophorea; Hymenostomatida
Exons: 1
Source: RefSeq, a predicted model, not a curated record